CUGGGCUACCUUGGUCGUGCCGCCCAUCUGCGAUUGCCUCUCUUGCCAGUUGAAGCGGCCAGUCGGACUGUGGACUCUGUCCGAAGCUGAUCGUUCUACUACGUGACUCUCGCGUGUUUCUCUGAUUGUUCCGUGUUGUUUCGGUUGCCGACAUACUUUCCGUUGAUUUUUGUUUCGCCAGUUAUCGGACUGAAUACGCCUCGUCUAGCACUGCGUACGUGCCACUUCUUGCCAAAAAGUGUCGUGUUGUGUUGGACAAUAGACAGACGAUUGGCCAAAGAAAACAACACAACAACAAAACAAAAAACAAACACAUUUUUUUCUCUCGCCAAGUGGCCGACUUUCGAAUAGAAUUCGUUCGUUCGUUUCACCUGCAGCCUGUCUGAUUUUGACUAUCUCCUCACUCCAUAUAGACAUACACUUCUUGGGUGUGUCAUCCUACUUUGUGUCUUUUUUUUGUGUGUGUGUGUGUGUGUGUGUCUAUUCUCCAUUUUGGUGCGGUAGAAACAUUUUGGUUUUGGUUUUUUAUUGUUGUUGUUUUCUUUCUCUUUUUCCUUUUUUGUGGCGUCUGUGUGUCGUGCGAUUUGCCGUGGUUUACCUGCGUGACAAGUGAGGAGGAACACAAGAAGAAAAGAAAACUCGUUUUCCGGUUUCUCUUGGUUCGAACGUGUAUGCGAGUGACCCCCAAGUGCUAAAACUCGUCCCACCUCCCCCCCUUCAAAAAAAAAUAUAAUUAAAUUAAAUUAAAUUAAAAUAAAAGGAUCUUUGCAUAUCGAAAUAGUUGCACAAGCACGUGACCGAGCGGGGGGGAAUCGACGACUCUUAUUGGGGGGGGCUUAGGCGAGAAAUGAUAACAGCCUCCUCGUCGGUCCAGUCGCAAGUGUCGACGGGCAACAAGAUUCGCAACUCGCCUCUGUCGUUCAGCAUGUCUCUAUCGCCCGGCGCAGCCAGUUCUGCUAGCCCGGCAUCAUCAGUGGCCGAUUCAGCGGCAUCGGGAGUAUCGGCAACGGGAGUCGGCAGAUCCGCUACGCCCAGCCCGGACAGGAACAACUUGUCGUUGGAUCACCGUCGUAGUCCAGUAGGUCGAUCGCAUCACUUGGGUGCCGGACAUCCGCACGACCUUUCCUAUCCGAUUCGCCGGCCGAGUUCAGCCAACAGCCCGCCCGUCCGCGACAGCCCACCCAGCCGGGAAGCCAGCCAUUCGGCCGCCCUGCAGGCCUCACUGUCCGGAUCGCUUCACGGGCCCAGCAUGUCGUCGUCCAUGUCGUUCGCCGCUCUGCACGCCGCCGCCGCCGCCGCCGCCGCCAAUCAGAACGCCCUGCUGCACGGCAAAGGCGGCCUCCUCGGCGGUAUGGGUCCCGGCGUGCCCGUUUCGUUGGCUGGAUUGACGGGCAUCCCGGGCAUGCCGGACGGAUAUCACCCGGGACUUUAUCUGGGCCAUCCGGCAGCCGCGGCCGCGGCGGCUGCAGCUGCCGCCGCUGCCAAUAUGCAAAACGCCGAGCGUUCUCUAUACGGCCAUCACCACCACGGCGGCCACUCGCACGCCAUGCACUCCGCAGGUGGGCACGGCAACAGCCAUCACCACAAUGACAGAUCGCCGUACAGCAGCCACAGCCCCCCGCCCAUUUCCAGCAGCGAUCCGACGGCCAACGAGUGCAAAUUAGUCGACUACCGCAAUCAGAAGGUGGCCGCCUUCGUGAUCCACGGCGAGACGAUGCUCUGUCUGCCGCAAGCCUUCGAGCUGUUCCUCAAACACCUCGUCGGAGGCCUGCACACUGUUUACACGAAACUCAAGCGGCUGGACAUAGUGCCGCUCGUUUGCAACGUCGAACAGGUGCGCAUCUUGCGCGGCCUCGGUGCCAUCCAGCCGGGCGUCAAUCGCUGCAAGUUGCUCUCCUGCAAAGACUUUGACAUCCUCUACAGAGACUGCACAACUGCCAGUUCCAGGCCCGGCCGACCCCCGAAACGAUCUCCGUUGAUGGGUAUCACUUCACCACAACACGACGUCCUAAUGAAGAUGAAGAAGCCUCGUCUGGAUAACGGCGACUACAUGCCCUACGAGAACGGUCACAACACAGAAUCGCGCGGAAUGGAAAAGUCUCCACUUCUGGCCAACGGGUACAAUCCUCCGCCUACCCACCUGAAUCCGAUGCAAUUCAUGGCGCUGAAUCACGCUGCCCAGCAGGCUGCCGCCGCCGCCGCCCAGCAUGCUCUACUCGGCUCACCUGGCUCCACCAUGCACCAGGCUGGACUGCAGGCCGGCCUCAAUCUAGCAGGUGCCAAUCACCACGGGCUGGCUUCUCACAGCCAGGCGUCCGCCAACUACGCGGCUCACCACAGCGCAGCAGCUGCGGCCGCUGGCCACGCCAUCAUCAACCGGCCAGAGUCGGAUGCUGUCAGCAAAGGAUCUUCCUCCGUCGAUCCCAUGAUGGCCGCCAGAAGUGGAUUCUGGGAGAAUUGUCGUGCCGCUUACGAAGACGUCGUCAAACACCUGGAACGAUUGAAGGACGAUCGGUCGGAAUCGGAAAAGACAAGUUCUACUUUGGACGCCAAAGCCCGUGACCAUCAUCAGCAUCACAACGGAUCCAGCGCUAGUCCCGUUCUCAAUUUAUCGAAAGGUUGCGAAGGUGUCAACAAUAACGCCUCGGUCAGCAACGAAGAUAAGGAGAUUGAACAUCAUCAACAUAGUCACCAGGAUCUUCUGGCCGUCCGGGAUGGUCUUCAGCAAGAGGAGGAAGCCAGACGGGUUGCCGAAGAGGAAAGUGCCGGCAGCAGUGGCGGCGAAGAGCUGCCCUCUCCUCGGCCACAUCAUCAUCACGCGCUGGUGCAUCACCCCUCACUGCGCCGCCACGACGGUGACGAUGACCACAGUGACGUCAACGACGAUGACGAUGUCGACGAAGAAAAACACGAAACAAGCGACGAAAUGGAGAGAGAUGGGUCGUCCAGUCCGCGUCAUAGCGACAAAAGCCAAUCGCAAACAGCGGCCGCCACGGCUCGUGCAUCGUCCGCUUCGGCCCAGGCAGCCGCAGCUUCAGCAGCUUUCAAUUACUCGGCUUUUUUGAACGCUUCAGUCGGCGGAGGCGAUUCCGUCAUGCUCGGCUCCACUGAGAAUCUUCUUCGCAACAUCCAGGGUCUUCUCAAGGUGGCCGCAGAGAACGCCCGCCAACAGGAUCGGCAGGCCAACUACGAAAAAGCCGAGCUGAAAAUGGAAAUCCUACGCGAGCGGGAGUUGCGGGAAAGCAUCGAGAAGCAGAUGAUGGAAGAUCAACGUUCACGAGUGCUCUACCAAAAGCGUCUGAAAAAAGAACGUCGAGCCCGUCGCAAGCUUGCCGAUCAACUAGAGUUGGAAACCAAACGCCGGUGCCAGUUUGAGGAGGCUCUAAAGACGACCUCCUCAGAAACAUUUCUUGUGAUAAGCGAAAAACUCAAUCAAGAGAUCGAUCAAGAACGGAAAGGACAACAGCAGCAGCCUUCGUCCCAGACAACGGAAAAUAACGAGACGGACAACACGAUUGAAAAUCGUGGAGUCUACUACAAGAAUUCUCUUCUUUUCACUAACGCGUCGUAAAAAUGUUACAUCCUGGUUCGGCUACGUGAAACAACUUUCCCCUUUCAAAAGUCUAUUUAUGUCCCCAUGGUCUGCAUUGGUCGAUUUGGUGUCGGAAUCCUAAAAUCAGCGCAGAAAAACAUCUCCAAGGAACCACCGGUUGAAGACGUCCAGUGAAAUGAUACAAGCUGACAUUAAAAGUCGUGCAUCAUUUCUAUCGAUGCAUCGCAAUGAUGUCCACUUUGUCGCGGAAUCGUUCGUACUAUAUAGAUUACUUACGCUGUUUCGUAUUAUGUUUGGUGUAUCGAAGCUCCUGUUUGUAGACUACUGUUUGUUUAUUUCCCUUCUUUUUUAAAUGUACGCGCAUUUCUUUUUUCAGCAUUAUUUGAUUUCAUUUGUUUGUUUGUUUUUUUAACUAUAACCGUCUAGCUAGUACCGACUGUACCACACUGAUGAUGUAUAAUUUCUUGAUCUUCCCCACUUGAUUUGACUGACCGAAAAUGCUCGGCCAAUGGGGAAUUCUAUUUGUCACGAUUAUGGCUGUUGUAUGUUCAUUACUUGGUCCCACUUACGCAGCACAAUCAGCCUGCCCAUCAUUUAGAGCUGGUGAGUGAUUGGCAAAAAAUAGAUUUGGUCUAUUUUUUUUUUUUUUUUUUUUUGUGAUUUUUUUUUUGUGAGGGAAAAAAAUAUAUCCGGUUAACCGUACGACAGAUAGUUUGUGCAACAUUGUGGCUCCUUUACCUCAGUUUGAUUGUGCUCCAUGUCUACUAUUCGUUCAUACUGUUUAUGUAUCCCUCCUCAUCCCGUCUCCCGAUUCAAUGGAAUGUGCUGUUACUCCCUAUUGAUGUACGACGAUUAUCACUAAGCGUUGCCCGGUUUGACGUUUGAUGUGUUUAGAAAAAGAGAGAGGGCCGAGAUUCGUUUGUCUAGAAAAGUGCAUGCUGGCGAUCUCAACUUUGACUGCAACAUGUACAAAAAGAAACAACAACAACAACAACAACAACAACAACAACAAAUCAUCACGAAUUGACGCCUAGCCUUUAGGACUUUGGCCGAUGCGUUUUAAGAAUUUUUAGAUGCACUUUUCUGGUAGCGUAGGUUCAACUUUAUACACGUCAUCAAAAUUCGGUUCUAACGUAUACAUCUUGUCUUUUUGUUUAUGUAUCAAGUGAAUUAAUAACAAAGUUUAUCUUAUUCCUCGCGGGCGUCACUCCAGUAAUGUGUUUCUCGAUUUGCACUGUUUUUUGGUUUUUUUUAUUUUUAUUUUAUUUUAUUUUAUUUUUUUGUGUGUGUGUUUUUGUCCUGUCUUAAAAGGGGAAUGAUCGGCUAAUUCGACCAAAACCCACCUUUUCUUUGAUUGCCUGUUUAUAUAGUUCGAUCCAAUCAUCGUAUACUUCAUACUUUAUUACUGUUCCCCUCCCCCCUAUUUUUCCAGGUCCUCGUCUGUUGUUGAUUAGUUACUUUUUUUCCCUAUAAACCAACUGACUUUUUUCUGAAUUCUUUUUUUUUUUAAAGGAGGUUUUAUUUUUUUCCCACACCUAUUGUGUGAUCACUCUUGUGUUCCGUCACACACCUGCCCUUUUGCCCCCUUGAUACUUAUUCUUGUUUUGCUUCGCGGCAGCAAGUUUCUUAUUUGUGCUUCUUGCGUGUUUGUGUCUUAUUAAACGCUAUUGAAUACCUUU
Daphnia magna is the source of this 5232-nucleotide messenger RNA. RefSeq lists its product as uncharacterized. Lineage: Eukaryota; Metazoa; Arthropoda; Branchiopoda; Diplostraca; Daphniidae. Bases 848 to 3571 code for a protein of 907 amino acids. The transcript has 11 exons. The record is from RefSeq and is a predicted model, not a curated record.